Messenger RNA from Brassica napus (rape), 937 nucleotides. Its product is annotated as 5'-deoxynucleotidase HDDC2-like. The transcript is spliced from 7 exons. The record is from RefSeq and is a predicted model, not a curated record. Lineage: Eukaryota; Viridiplantae; Streptophyta; Magnoliopsida; Brassicales; Brassicaceae. Gene Ontology annotation, cellular component: cytoplasm. Gene Ontology annotation, molecular function: 5'-deoxynucleotidase activity. The coding region runs from base 39 to 782 and encodes 247 amino acids.
UCCCAAAACGCGAAGAAGAUAAACAACAACAACAAAAAAUGAGGAAUGUGAUGAAUAGAAUAUACUUCUCCAAAUCACUCUCUCUCACUCCUCCCCACCUCCCAUUCUUCCAUCUCUCCGCCGCAGCUUCCUCUCCCAACCGAGCGGUUCACUGCAUGGCAGACGACUCCCCACUCUCUCAACCGCCGAAUCGAAGCGGAGAUGGUUCCGUCUCCGUCCCCCCUCCUUCUCCCGCUUCCUCCGCCAUAGAUUUUCUCUCGCUCUGCUCUCGCCUCAAGACAACGCCAAGAGCUGGAUGGGUUAAGAGAGAUGUGAAGAAUCCAGAAUCAAUAGCGGAUCACAUGUACCGGAUGGGUCUUAUGGCGUUAGUUUCUUCAGAUAUCCCCGGUGUUAACAGAGACAAAUGCAUGAAAAUGGCAAUUGUUCACGACAUUGCAGAAGCCAUUGUAGGGGAUAUUACACCUUCUUGCGGGGUCUCUAAAGAAGAGAAAAACCGAAGAGAGAGCGAAGCACUUGAACACAUGUGCAAACUCUUGGGUGGAGGAGAAAGAGCUGAAGAAAUCGCUGAGCUGUGGAGAGAAUACGAAGCGAACGCAUCACCAGAAGCCAAACUUGUUAAAGAUUUCGAUAAGCUUGAGAUGAUACUACAGGCUUUGGAGUAUGAACAAGAGCAAGGUAAAGAUUUAGAAGAGUUUUUCCAAUCAACUGCAGGGAAGUUUCAGACUGAUAUUGGCAAAGCUUGGGCGUUGGAGAUUGCUUCAAGAAGAAGAAAGCGGCAAUAGUUAGUUCUCACUUGAGCUAAAUACUCUCUUUACGCUCAACUUUAAUCAUUUUAAGAGACUUAAAUGUGGAUCUACAACUUAAGGGUAACUCUUGUAGCUAAAUACUUGAAGCCUAAAAUUCUUUAAAAAGCGCAUCGGCUAUUUUAUGGGUUUAA